Molecule: messenger RNA, 1660 nt
Organism: Klebsormidium nitens
Lineage: Eukaryota; Viridiplantae; Streptophyta; Klebsormidiophyceae; Klebsormidiales; Klebsormidiaceae
Source: the annotation of a GenBank genome assembly
GUUCGGAGCUUUCGAGAGGGGAAGCUCCAGUGCAAGAAUCUGAAACACAGACAGACGGUUAAACUUACAGACCUUCCUUCAGGUCGUCCAUCAGCAUCGAUUCAUGCCCAGCUGAAACACUUCGAACUGCGCACCAUGGAGUCUCUGCAGGCAAUGUCACAACCACACGGGUUCCUGCUUUCACACCCACCAUGCGAGCGCAGGGCACCUGCUGGUGGACAAUGCAGCAGCUUAGUCCAGUCCUUGCUGCAUCAAAACUUGCCCGGUCUCCUACGUACUUCAAGGUCCUACAUGCAUUACAGUCCUCUGGCCCAUCCUAUGAAGCUUCCACAUCACAGGAAGCAAGCGAGCCUGAUGCCCCCCAGGGCUGUAGUAGAGAGCAAUGUUGAAACAUCCCGGUCAGUAGAAGAUGCGCGGGAAUCUUUGCUUGAUGCCAUAUCGGGGGUGGGAGGCAGGGGCAGAGUUGCGUCAGAUCUACAGAAGAAAGUCAUAGACGACUGUGUUCGGGUGCUUGAGGAAGAUGGCGGCCUUCAGAAUCCCACGGAGGCAGAAUCACUAGAAGGGCGCUGGCAACUGGUAUACACGACACGACCGGGGACUGCGUCGCCAAUUCAACGGAGCUUCGUUGGGGUUGAUGCAUUCACAGUGUUUCAGGAAAUCGUUCUGAGAAACACCGACGAUCCACGCGUGACCAACACCGUGAACUUUGGCAAGAAGAUUGGCGAGCUGCGGGUGGAGGCGGUUGCUUCGAUCGCCACUGGAGUCCGUAUCAACUUCCGCUUCGACCGAGCCGCCUUCCAUUUCCAAUUCCUGCCGUUCAAAGUCCCGUACCCCGUCCCGUUCAAGCUGCUCGAUGACGAAGCCAAGGGCUGGCUUGAUACCGUAUACUUGUCUCCGGAGGGCAACCUGCGCAUCUCGAAAGGGAAUAAGGGAACGACUUUCGUGCUGCAACGCAACCCGGGGCCCCGACAGAAGCUGCUCUUGGCAGUCAAGUCGAAACGGGACGUAGAGCAGGCAAUCGAGGAGUUGAAACCGCUCAAUCCUAACAUCGCCCCUGCCAAAUCUGAGGCGCUGUCGGGAAAGUGGCGCCUUGUCUGGACAUCACAGGCCCGGAAUGCGAACCCUUUGCAGAAGUUGUCGGCUGGAUUCGCGAGCAAUUGGCAGAUUAUCGACGGCGAUACGGGCACCCUCGAGAACCUCGUGACGGCAGUGUUUGGGUUUGUCAAGCUGCGGGCGAACGCGGAUACCGAAACCACGUCACCCGUGAGGACGAACGUCUUCAUCAGAAAAGCGGCCGUGGAGGUUGGGCCGGUCAAGAUUCCGUUGAACCUCAACGGGCGGGGCUUUGUUGAGCAACUGUAUUUGGAUGACAAGCUGCGCAUCAGCCGCGGCAGCAAAGGGAGCACUUUCAUCCACGUACGGGACGACUAGUUUUGACACGUGUUGCAGAUUACCUGCGCGCGUUGGUUGUGACGGGUGCGUUCUUGUAUAUACAAACAAACGUCUUGCGUGCAAUGAUGGACCAAUAAUUUGAAUCGAACAUGGAUUUGUCUGACUCCUCAGCGCUUCUUUUUAAAUAGAACUCGUAAGCAGCCGAGACCGGUAUGUGUCGGUAUCCUGGAGCCUGCACGCUCUUCAUAAGGUUUCUGGCCCGGAGUAC